Clupea harengus (Atlantic herring) is the source of this 507-nucleotide messenger RNA. Its product is annotated as stonustoxin subunit beta-like. Lineage: Eukaryota; Metazoa; Chordata; Actinopteri; Clupeiformes; Clupeidae. The record is from RefSeq and is a predicted model, not a curated record. The annotation marks the transcript as partial. The transcript has a single exon.
CUGGAUCCAAACACAGCACACAGAUACCUCCAUCUGUCUGAGGGGAACAGGAGGGUGGAGAGGAGACGUGAGGUCCAGUCAUAUCCUGAUCAUCCAGAGAGAUUUGAUUAUUAUCAGCAGGUGCUGUGUAGAGAGGGUGUGUCUGGACGCUGCUACUGGGAGGUUGAGUGGAGUGGGCAGUGGGGGGUUGAUAUAUCAGUCUCAUAUAAAAGCAUCAGCAGGAGAGGAAGGGGUAAUAAGUGUGGGUUUGGAUGUAAUGAUCAGUCCUGGAGUCUGACCCUCCUCCGCAGCUGCUCCUCUUUCGGUCACAAUAAUAAACACACUGAACUCCCUCUAGUGGCCAGCUCCAGAAUAGGAGUGUAUGUGGAUCACAGGGCAGGAACUCUGGCCUUCUACAGCAUCUCUGACACAAUGACCCUGCUGCACAGAGUCCAGACCACAUUUACUCAUACACUCUACCCUGGGUUUAUGCUUUAUGGUUCUGGAUCAUCAGUGAAGCUGCUGUGA